Beta vulgaris subsp. vulgaris (sugar beet) is the source of this 3686-nucleotide messenger RNA. Its product is annotated as putative aconitate hydratase, cytoplasmic. Gene Ontology annotation, biological process: citrate metabolic process; tricarboxylic acid cycle. Gene Ontology annotation, molecular function: aconitate hydratase activity; 4 iron, 4 sulfur cluster binding. The record is from RefSeq and is a predicted model, not a curated record. Lineage: Eukaryota; Viridiplantae; Streptophyta; Magnoliopsida; Caryophyllales; Amaranthaceae. The coding region runs from base 209 to 3256 and encodes 1015 amino acids. The transcript has 20 exons. Gene Ontology annotation, cellular component: mitochondrion; cytosol.
CAUUUCCCCAUACUACAUCUUCUUUGUCAUCUUCUUCUCUCUAAAUUUUAAUGUCAUAAUUUUUUCCCCCAAAUUUUUAUCAUAUGAUUGAGAAAUUCGGAAAUUGUAGGGUUAGGGUUAUUAAUUUUUGAUAUUAUCUCAUUUACACCCAUCCCUUUCUCUCUCUAGAAAUUAAAUUUGAAAAUUCUCUCUCUCUAUCUCUAAAGUCAUGAUAGCAGGUGCAGCAAAAUCUUCUCUCUCUUCAUCUUCUUCUUCAACUUCUCUUUCCCCACUUCUGAGAGCUGCACGACAUCGUUUUGUCACCACACUUUCUUCUCCCUCUAUAUCUUCAUCAUCUUCAGCUUCAUCUUAUUCUCCAUCUUCUAGAAUUUUCUCUGCUUUUAGAUCUCAUCCGGUUGCCGGUCACCGUUCGUUAGGUUUUUCAUCGGUUAUUCGAUCUAUUAGCUCCGCUUCUUCUCGGUGGAGUCACGGUGUUGACUGGAGAUCACCGGUCAGUCUUCGGUCUCAGAUCGCUGCUUCUCCUCCUCUUGUUGAACGAUUUCAACGCAAGAUCGCUACUAUGGCUUCAGAGCAUCCUUACAAGGAGAUCUUCACCAGUCUACCCAAGCCUGGUGGCGGUGAAUUCGGAAAGUUUUACAGUCUACCAGCUCUGAAUGAUCCUAGGGUUGAAAAGCUGCCUUACUCCAUUCGGAUCCUCUUGGAGUCGGCUAUUCGCAACUGUGAUGGUUUCCAAGUCACGAAGGAUGACGUGGAGAAAAUUAUUGACUGGGAAAACUCAGCACCUAAGCUUGUUGAAAUCCCAUUUAAGCCUGCUCGUGUGCUUUUACAGGAUUUCACUGGUGUGCCGGCUGUGGUUGAUUUGGCUGCAAUGAGGGAUGCAAUGAAGAACCUCAACAGUGACCCCAACAAGAUUAACCCAUUGGUUCCUGUGGACCUUGUCAUUGAUCAUUCAGUUCAAGUUGAUGUAGCAAGGUCCGAAAAUGCAGUUCAGGCGAAUAUGGAACUUGAAUUUAAGAGGAAUGGAGAGAGAUUUGGUUUUCUUAAAUGGGGAUCAACUGCUUUCCAAAACAUGCUUGUUGUUCCACCAGGUUCUGGUAUUGUGCACCAGGUCAACUUGGAGUAUCUUGGACGGGUUGUUUUCAACAAUGGCGGACUUCUUUAUCCUGAUAGUGUAGUUGGUACUGAUUCACACACAACCAUGAUUGAUGGGCUAGGUGUUGCUGGAUGGGGAGUUGGAGGAAUUGAAGCUGAGGCAACUAUGCUUGGUCAGCCCAUGAGCAUGGUUUUGCCUGGUGUUGUUGGAUUCAAGAUGACCGGAAAAUUGCGGGAUGGUGUCACAGCUACAGACUUGGUGUUGACGGCAACACAAAUGUUAAGGAAGCAUGGAGUUGUUGGCAAGUUCGUUGAGUUCCAUGGUCAGGGAAUGAGUCAGCUAUCACUUGCUGACAGGGCUACUAUUGCAAAUAUGUCUCCUGAAUAUGGAGCAACCAUGGGUUUCUUCCCAGUGGAUCAUGUUACUUUGGAAUACCUAAAAUUGACAGGAAGAAGUGAUGAUACUGUUUCUAUGAUUGAGCAAUAUUUACGCGCAAAUAAAAUGUUUGUUGACUACAGUGAGCCACAACAAGAACGAGUAUAUUCAUCAUAUCUAGAGUUGGAUUUAGCAGAAGUGGAGCCAUGCAUUUCAGGACCAAAACGGCCACAUGACCGUGUACCUUUGAAGGAAAUGAAGGACGAUUGGCAUUCGUGUCUUAACAACAAAGUUGGCUUUAAGGGUUUUGCUAUUCCAAUGGAAGAGCAGGAGAAAGUUGCUAAAUUUUCAUUCCAUGGCCAGCCUGCUGAAUUGAAGCAUGGUAGUGUUGUCAUAGCAGCUAUAACAAGUUGCACAAACACAUCAAACCCCAGUGUUAUGUUAGGUGCUGCUUUGGUUGCAAAGAAAGCUAGUGAGCUUGGUUUGGAGGUCAAACCCUGGGUUAAAACUAGUCUGGCUCCUGGUUCUGGAGUAGUAACAAAAUAUCUGCUGAAGAGUGGUCUACAAAAAUACUUGGAUCAACAGGGAUUCAACAUUGUUGGUUACGGUUGCACUACCUGUAUUGGGAACUCUGGUGAUCUAGAUGAAUCUGUGUCUGCAGCUAUAACUGAAAAUGAUGUUGUUGCGGCAGCUGUGCUUUCUGGUAACCGUAAUUUUGAAGGGCGUGUUCACCCCCUGACACGUGCCAACUACCUUGCUUCCCCUCCAUUGGUUGUUGCAUAUGCGUUGGCCGGAACAGUUGACAUUGACUUUGAGAAAGAGCCUAUUGGUACAGGAAAGGAUGGCAAGAGUGUAUACUUCAGAGAUAUUUGGCCUAGCAAUGAAGAGAUAGCUCAGGUUGUGCAAUCAAGUGUUUUGCCAGACAUGUUCAGGAGUACUUAUGAGGCUAUCACCAAGGGUAACCCCAUGUGGAACUCUCUGGAAGUUCCUACUGGCACUCUUUACCAGUGGGAUUCCAAGUCAACAUAUAUUCAUGAACCUCCAUAUUUCAAGGACAUGAGCUUGAACCCACCGGGUCCUUUUGGAGUGAAGGAUGCCUACUGCCUUCUCAAUUUUGGCGAUAGUAUCACUACUGAUCACAUCUCUCCAGCUGGAAGCAUCCACAAGGACAGUCCUGCAGCCAAGUUUCUCAUGGAACAUGGGGUUGAUCGCAAGGACUUCAACUCAUAUGGUAGCCGCAGAGGUAAUGAUGAAGUGAUGGCUAGGGGUACCUUUGCAAAUAUUCGCAUUGUUAACAAGCUGUUGAAUGGAGAAGUUGGCCCUAAGACAGUUCAUGUUCCUACUGGGGAGAAACUAUAUGUUUUUGACGCUGCAAUGAAAUACAAGGAAGCUGGUCAUCAGACAAUUGUUUUGGCUGGUGCUGAAUAUGGAAGUGGGAGUUCUAGGGAUUGGGCUGCUAAGGGCCCAAUGUUACAGGGGGUGAAAGCUGUGAUUGCCAAGAGUUUUGAGAGGAUCCAUCGUAGCAACCUUGUGGGUAUGGGAGUCAUCCCUCUUUGCUUCAAAGCUGGUGAGGAUGCAGACACAUUGGGAUUGACUGGUCACGAGCGAUACACCAUUGACCUUCCCUCCAAGGUUAGCGAGAUCAGACCUGGACAAGAUAUCACUGUAACCACUGACAGUGGAAAGUCCUUUACUUGCACCCUUCGUUUCGAUACUGAGGUGGAACUUGCUUACUUUGACCAUGGUGGUAUCCUUCCAUACGUCAUCCGCCAGUUGAUGAAGAAUUAAUCGGUUCAGUUUUCCCGUGUUUAUCCUUUCUCACUCACCUUUUCCGUUGAGGUUUAUACGUGACAUUGGUUGUUGAAGUUGUGGGUUUUUCGAAUGUCAUAGAUUGUGACUACAAGUUUUCUUCCAUGUAGUCUGAGCAAGAGAAGUUUAAAUAAAGAAAGAUCGGGUUUAGAACAUUUAAACUAUCCCUUUAAAGGAUCUAAAAGAGGUAUUUGAUUGCCUUGUAGUCAUUUCCUUUGUUAAUAAAAAUUUUUCUUUGCCAAAAGGCAUCUAGUCCAACCGUAGUACUUCUCGUUAUGGGAGCUGUCAAAAUGUAGUGAAAAAAAAUGUGGCGAUUAUGUACAGACUCAUGCUAAGCUGGUUUUUUCUUAUUUAUUUGGGUUGUAUGCAAUAGCAUCAUGUCAUCCAACAACCAAGAAACUUCUUUCUA